Messenger RNA from Aspergillus wentii DTO 134E9, 987 nucleotides. RefSeq lists its product as uncharacterized. The transcript has a single exon. NCBI's taxonomy places the organism in Eukaryota, Fungi, Ascomycota, Eurotiomycetes, Eurotiales, Aspergillaceae. The record is from RefSeq and is a predicted model, not a curated record. The coding region runs from base 1 to 987 and encodes 328 amino acids.
AUGAAACCUCUUUUAAGAAAGAUGUCUCGUGAUGAUACAUCGUCGAGACCAAUCGAUCUCUCACGAUCCUCUUUUGACCAGAAAGGAUUAGGAAUUUACACAAACUUGGAAAGGGAAGACCGUCUAAAUGAUCCGUUUACCAUUUACACUUUCCAAAGGCCGGCACCUGGACUGCAUAAUCGAUCUACAAGCGGGACCUCUCAGCCCUCUGCAGUGAGCAGUUCAGACACGAGCAAGCCAGGCUCACAAUGCAUCCAUCCAAUGCGCCAGGCACCUCGCUCAUAUACACCGCCAUUAGGGCAGUCAUAUCAAACAUCAAUAAUCGAAAGCGAUGACUCUGGUAAUGGAGACUUGGCUGAGGGAGAGACUCCGGUUCAGUCGAUCUCGGGCACUUAUCAACCAUUUGUGCGAGCACCCUCGGGGCAGAAACCCCGAUUGUCCCUGCAGACUCAUGACAAUUCGUUUACAAAGUUGCCCGGGAUUUCGCAGACGAACGUAACUGGUCGGUCCUCGUUCGGUUAUUCCAGAGAUAAUGGUAGCAAUAUCGACCCAACAUCUCCCAUGUCUAGGUCAUCCUUGGAUUUUGUGUUUCGAUCCAAGACACGGAACAGUAUGGAUCCAAUAUCUCGAGCAGCUACUGUACAGGCAGCACGCCAGGCUUUCGAGGAGAAGGAAGCGGCCAAGACGCAGAAGUUGGAAAAGCAACAGUUUAAAGCGGAAGAGAAGCAAAUGCGACGAAAGGAGAAGCACUAUCACUGGCGGUCAUCUUUGAAAGAUGACGAAAUGCCGGAACCGGUCUCAGAAAAGGAGUUUUCUGAAAGAUCAUAUACACCUGAGCUGCCUAGGCACUCUCCUGCCACAUCACAACCAUCUGGGCCACAAUCAGGCUCGUGGAAAUCACAACCUAAAAAUACCUGGAUGCUCUUUAUAACGUGGCUACGAACCAGAGUCUUCAAAUUGCGGAGGAAGUUACCAAAUCUCGGUUGA